CCCACUCAUGCCGUGUAAUUCUGGUAAAGUGGCAGCUGGAGGUUAGUCAUCGCAAUCUGGACACAACCGUGCUCGCAUUGGUUUUCACAUAUCUCCAAGAGACACUUGGCAGAGAUUGACGAUGGUAUGAAAAGUAUUAUUGUGGGAUAUAUGUACGCUAUGAACAUCCAGGCGCGCUCAGCCAGGCAACAUGUUGAGACAUUCAUCUUGGGCUCAUCUUAGCGAGCUCUCACUCGCGCUGGCCUGUCGCGUAGCGGGGAACUGGCGCUCCAGCUGCCCGCAAGCCCGAGCCCUGACCCUGGGCACGGCUCUGCAGCUGGGGACGCCCUGGGGUCAGCCCUGGUAACGGCCUCAAACGAGCGUGCUCCAGGACGACGCACGCGCCCCAGAACGCGGGCUUGAUGUCAUCACAGCCCAUCCAUCUAGGGUAUCACAGCCUAACCUGUCCCUCGAUCAACAUGACUGCCUCUUGCGUAACCACCAACUAAGUCGCGGUAAUUCUACGAGACCGACGACAGAUGCCGCAGCGUCGCAUCGAGUGUCCUGCCGUCCAUGGUUCAGCAAUGUGCCAGCCUUAGCCAACUACCCUGCUGUUCUGGGAAGACGUGCGCCACCAGCUGGACAAACUCCGUCUCCCCUUGACGCGGGAACCCCGGAAUAGCACCAACACCAACAGCCAGCCGCGACUCCCUCCCACAGAGCCAGCCAUUGGGCGACGACACAGACAUCUUCCCUGAGAGACACCACACCGACCAAGCGGCCAUGGCGACGGCCGCCAUCAUGCGGCGGCUGCCGUUCGCCGAGUCGACGACGACGCUGCAGGCGGCCACGUACUUACUCGGCAUCUCGCUCUUCUCCAUCUCCUUCCUCGUCUUCCUCAACAGCAGCGUCUCCUUUGUCAUCACCGACCUGAUCGGAGUCAAGCACGGCGUCGGCGACGUCGUCGGCACACUCGGCUUCGUCGACGAGCUCGUCGCCCUGGCCGCCUGCCCGCUCUGGGGCCUCGCCUCGGACCGCCUCGGCGUGCGCAACGUCGCCGUCCUGGGCUACGCCAUCAUCGCCCUCUCGCUCGCCCUCUUUGUCCAGGCCACAAAUGUCUACCCCCAGCUGCUGCUGGCCCGGGUCCUGUUUGCCGUUGGCGCCACCGCCACCGCCACCAUGGUCACCGCCCUCCUGCCGCCCCUGACGGACGAGUCCGACGCGUCCUACAGCCGAGAGUCCCCGACCAAGCCGUCGCACACGUCGCGCAACAGCGUCGCCCUGUCGCUCGAGUCGCAGGAGUCGCAGCUCACCAUAACGCCGGGCCGCUUCGCCGCGCAGGAGGAGGCUGACGAGGACGCGGCCGGGGCCCUCUCGGCCGCCGACAGGGGCGAGGCAGCCAAACCGUCGGUGCUGGCCGGGCUCGUCGGGGUCUUCACGGGCUGCGGCGCCCUGGUGGCCCUGCUGCUGUUCCUGCCGCUGCCCGUGCGCUUCGGCCGCGCAGAGGGCACCACGUCGGCCCAGGCCGUCGAGUACUCCUUUUACGUCGUCGCCGCCGUCGCCUGCUGCGUCGCCGUCUUUGUCUUUUACGGCCUACGCGGCAUCAAGGGCGAGGAGGGCAAGGGCUGGAGGCUGCUGCUUGGCCUUGCAGAGGAGCCCAGGGAGGACGAGGUGGAGGGUCUGCGCCAGCACAACUCGAGUGUACCUUCGGUUAGAGAUAGAUAUCUCCCCUACGGCCGGCUCCUCAAGGACUCAGUCCGGCUCGGCUUCACGGACCCGCAGAUCGGGCUGGGCUACCUGGGCGGCUUCGUGGCGCGCGCGUCAACGGUGGCCAUCUCGCUCUUCAUCCCGCUCUUCGUCAACACCUACUUCAUCCGCAACGGCUUCUGCCAGGGCUCGCCGCACGACCCGUCCCCGGAGCUCAAGAAGGAGUGCCGCGCCGCCUACGUGCUGGCCUCGAUCCUCACGGGCGUCGCCCAGCUGUUCGGCCUCUUGUGCGCCCCCGUCUUCGGCCACCUGGCCAGCCGCGCCAGCCGCGCCGUCAACGUGCCCGUCGUCGCCGCCACGUCCCUCGGCAUCGUCGGCUACCUCGCCUUCCCGAGCCUGCCGUCGCCCGAGCUCAGCGACGUCGACGGCCGCGGCGGCGGGCCCGCCGUCCUGCUCGCCGUCGUGCUCGUCGGCGUCAGCCAGAUCGGCUCCAUCGUCUGCAGCCUCGGCUCGCUGGGCCGGGGCGUGCUGACGGUCGACGUGCCCGAGUCGGCGACGCACGCAAACGGCGGGGCAGAGCGGCAACGUCAGCAGGGAGCCGGAGACGAGACUUCGCCGCUGCUGCCUGCCGACGACGCGCCCCCCGCUGCUGCUACUGCUGCCGCCACGACGGUCUCGCGGGUGCGCCUCAAGGGCUCCAUCGCCGGCGUCUACAGCUGGUACGGCGGCGCCGCCAUCCUGCUACUGACCAAGCUGGGCGGCUACCUGUUUGACGAGUGGUCGACGGGCGCGCCCUUCUACAUGAUGGCCGCCUUCAACGCCGUGCUUCUCGUGGCCGCCCUCGCCGUGGACGCGGGCCGGUUCUACAACAGCUGCGGCAUGGCGGGCACGGCAGGGGCCUCGAGGUCGGACAGACGGUGAGCCGUGCCGUUCGUUCAUGGGUUAUCAGUUUGGGUGGUUGGUUAGCAAAAUGGGGAGGAAAAAAAAGGAUAGCCAAGGUGCCAACAGCACAUGUGUAUUUGUAAAGAGAAAUAGAUACUCGUUAUCUGACAUGUCCACCAGAAAGACUACAUUAAUAAGACGCAGUAAACUAUCAGAAACGGAAAGGGAAAACAGAGUCAAGCUAGCAGAUUACGCCCAGUAUUAAAGGUUGCAUUUUUGUAUAUUAUAAGUUGAACUUUUUCCUAUAUAUGACGAGGAAGUUUUUUGUGGCAUGUUUCAAAC
Molecule: messenger RNA, 2910 nt
Organism: Gaeumannomyces tritici R3-111a-1
Lineage: Eukaryota; Fungi; Ascomycota; Sordariomycetes; Magnaporthales; Magnaporthaceae
Exons: 3
Coding region: 763-2607 (614 amino acids)
Biological process (GO): transmembrane transport
Molecular function (GO): transmembrane transporter activity
Source: RefSeq, a predicted model, not a curated record